Molecule: messenger RNA, 1260 nt
Organism: Pseudocercospora fijiensis CIRAD86
Lineage: Eukaryota; Fungi; Ascomycota; Dothideomycetes; Mycosphaerellales; Mycosphaerellaceae
Exons: 1
Coding region: 1-1260 (419 amino acids)
Source: RefSeq, a predicted model, not a curated record
AUGUCCUCACGAUACCCCAAAGCAACACGCCAUUUUUGGUAUAUAUACUACACUCAAGAUACAGUGUCACAAUGUCAUCGCUCUACUCUCCAGCAUCCAUUCUGGCAACCCAGUGCUAUCAAAAACCGCAACAUGGCUUCCUUCAACCGUGAACAGCAUGCUCUUGACGCAGAUUCGACGACCAUGAGACUCUCUUCAAUGUCUAUAUCAACGCCAAGGGCUCGCCAAAACGACAGUCUGAAGCCAAAUCGACGCCCAGUGCAGCAACAACUACGCCCGCACCCCAAAGGCUUCACUCCAGACCUGACGCGCACACAGCCUCGUGGCGCUCUCAAAAGACAACGUCUCUCAGCGGCACCCCUUUUCAAACGCGAGAUCCGCAACUGCAUCAUCACGCCCGGCUCAAAACUCGACCGCUGCACCUUAAUCGACGUCGCCGUCUCAAGCUGCCACCUAACACGCUGCUCAAUCAAAAGCGAAAACCUCACCACCCAACUCCAAAACUGCCUCAUAACCGACUGCAAAAUCUCCGACGUCGAGAUCCACGCCUGCGAGAUACAAUCUACCUUGGGAGAAAAAAUCCACGACGCGACCGAACGACAUUUCGAUUGCGGCCACGAAGUCUACCGACAAGGAGGCGCAUCAACAUUGAAACGCUGCGACAUCACGCAGACGAAAAUUCUGCACGCGCAAGCCAGCCAUUGCAGACUCGCCAACGUCGCGGCAAAAUACCUCCUCGCCACAACCUGUCAAAUCGAGACCUGCCACCUCAUGACCUGCGAAUUUCGAAAACACUGUAUUUCCCUCUCGAAUUCCUGCCAAAUUUCCGAAUCGACAAGUUACAUGAACGACAGACCGGAUAUGGUCGUCACAUCUACGGGAAAUGAUCUCCAACUCCUGAACAAACCCCUCACGCCUCCAACUGCGAACCCAUUGGCUCGCAAAUAUCAAAUGGAUCCACAGAGUACUCUGUAUCCCGCACAGCGGAGAGAGCGAGAGGGGGAUAUUGAUGGUCUUCGAUUGCGGCAGGGACUGUUGCCGCUUGCGGACGGACAGGUGGAGGGGCAGAGACGACAUAUGUUGGAUGAGAGGACGGAGGAAGCAGUUGCUGCUGUACAUGUGAAGGAUUUUCGUGAUGCGCUGCGGAACGGGAGGUUUGUGAGUGCGGAGAUUGUGGAAAGAUGGGAUGUCGUUGGGUUUGAUAGGUCGAGACAUCGAUCUUGUUGGCGGAGGAUGAUGGAUGGGGAUGAGAAUUUUUGA